UAGCAUAUCAGUACCAUUAUCAUUAUCAGUACCUAUGCUUACUAUAAAUUUCCACCGAGUUUUAAAAAAGUCGCACAUUGUUGUACACUGUAAACAUGUCAGGUUACGACUGGGUUCCUUGCUAUAACUUCAACAUUCCGCAUAAUGCGGUCAAAUGUGGCACCGAUCUGGACGGAAGCGAAAUUUACGUGGGCUUAAGUCACUACAAUGGCGAUGAACUUCCGUGCAAAAUUGUACCUAGACGGAGGGUAGCGUAUAUAUCACACAAUGGAAAGGAGAUAACAGUAUCGGAAUUUAAGAUUUUGUGCGAAAAGGCAUUACGUUGGUUGCCCAGUAGCAAUGGAGGUGUACCGAAAGGAGCAAUACCUGCAGGAAGAACAAUCAAUGGUGAAACUCUCUAUAUUGGAAGGACGUCUUUGCGUAACGUUACAGUUGUCGGAAAAGUACACCCAUCUCAUGGAUGUCUUUAUGUACCGUAUGAUGGUAAAGAAGUUGCUUACAAACAGUAUGAAGUUCUUGUUUUUCAUUAGUAAUAUUUCCAUUUAUUUUUAAUUUUUUUGUAACUUUUUUGUACUUCUCUUUGUAUAAUUAGCUAAGUAAAAAGCAAAAUGCAUACAGUGACUCACUAA
Molecule: messenger RNA, 629 nt
Organism: Zophobas morio
Lineage: Eukaryota; Metazoa; Arthropoda; Insecta; Coleoptera; Tenebrionidae
Product: natterin-3-like
Exons: 3
Coding region: 96-530 (144 amino acids)
Source: RefSeq, a predicted model, not a curated record